AAAUGUUAGGUGGGGAUGGGGAUGGGAUGGGAAGCCCAACAUCCGCCCCGCCCCAUUGAAAUCCGACUGUUAAUCGGAUGUACAAUUGGUGCAGUGUCCUCACCUCAUUCUCACUGCCUCGACCUGUUUCCCUUACCACCUCCGCCAGCGCAACCCCUUUCGCGCGCCACCGACGCUGCAUUCCCAACACUCGUUGCUGCUACUGCUACUGCUACUGCUACUGCUGCUACCCCCUCAUCCUAUCCCCCAUUAUCAUCAUCUCCUACAAUUCCAACCCUAAUUCUCCUGAUUUGCUUUCCAAUUCCGCCAUUAAUGCCGGGUGUAAUGGCAUCCAUGGAACCAGUCGAACGACAGUCAUUGAAGAAGCUCACUUUCAAAUCCCUUAAACGCGCUCUUGAUGUCUUCGCUCCUCUUCAUUCUCAAUUCCCUCCUCCCGAUUCUGAAAGUAAAAAAAUGCGGUUGAGCCAUAAGAUUAGUUUAGAAUAUGGAGGAAUUAAACCUACAUUAGCUCAGCCUCAGCCUGCUAAGCAGAAGUCGUCUGCUCCAUCUGAUCCCCUUGCUCUUCCUGCUCCGGAAGAUGGACAAAGAGGAGGUGCUCAUAAUGCUCUAGUAGUAGCUCCAGCUGCUCAGUCGAGACAGACUGAAGUUGGUCCUAGUAAAAGCAAUGCACUUAUCUCGACUCCCAGUUCUUCUGAAAGGUUUUCAACGUCUGCGCUUAUGGAGAGAAUUCCAAGUAGAUGGCCAAGGCCUAAGUGGCGUGCUCCAUGGAAGAACUACAGGGUGAUUAGUGGCCACUUGGGAUGGGUGAGAUCGGUUGCCUUUGAUCCAAGUAACAGUUGGUUUUGCACCGGUUCAGCUGAUCGUACUAUUAAGAUUUGGGACGUAGCAAGUGGGCGAUUGAAACUUACUCUUACUGGACAUAUUGAACAAGUCAGAGGGCUUGCUGUUAGCCAGAGGCAUACCUAUAUGUUCUCUGCUGGUGAUGAUAAAAUGGUGAAGUGCUGGGAUCUCGAGCAGAAUAAGGUCAUUCGCUCUUAUCAUGGCCACUUAAGUGGAGUUUACUGCUUGGCUCUUCAUCCCACUCUUGAUGUAUUGCUUACCGGAGGCCGUGAUUCAGUUUGCCGUGUUUGGGACAUUCGUAGCAAAACACAAAUCUUUGCUUUGUCAGGGCAUGAAAACACUGUCUGUUCUGUGUUCACUCGACCAACGGAUCCUCAAGUGGUGACGGGUUCACAUGAUUCAACCAUAAAAUUUUGGGACUUGAGACAUGCAGGAAAAACAAUGACAACACUCACGCAUCAUAAGAAGUCUGUACGAGCAAUGGCGUUGCAUCCUAAAGAGAAUAUGUUUGCAUCUGCCUCUGCUGACAACAUAAAGAAGUUUACCCUCCCAAAAGGAGAGUUUAUGCAUAACAUGCUGUCUCAGCAAAAAACAAUUAUCAAUGCAAUGGCUGUCAACGAGGAAGGAGUCUUGGCUACAGCAGGUGAUAAUGGUAGCCUUUGGUUUUGGGACUGGACAAGUGGUCAUAACUUUCAGCAAGCUCAAACUAUUGUGCAACCUGGUUCACUGGACAGCGAGGCUGGUAUCUAUGCACUCUCCUAUGAUCUCACUGGUUCAAGGAUGGUAACUUGUGAAGCUGACAAGACUAUCAAAAUGUGGAAAGAGGAUGAGACUGCUACCCCUGAAACCCAUCCUCUCAACUUCAAGCCACCUAAAGACAUUAGACGAUUCUGAUUGCAGUGACUGCUAUAUACUUAAACUUGAAUCAUUAGGACAUCUGUAAGUUUUAUACUUCAUAGCUUAUUGUGGAUGAUUGUUGAAGUUAUUGUUAGAUGGGUAAGAAGCCAAUAUGCCAAAUAGGGUAGGUCGGAGGGGAAUUAUUUUUGUGAGUUCCUUUUACAUCAAAAGCUGAAUUGACGGUAAUAUGCAAGUUUCAUGCUUUCUAGAAUUUUCUCAGGAGAGAUGAGACACUUAGAUAUUUGCCGACAUUUUUAUAUUUUCCUGCUUCUCUUUAGCUGGUUUUUUUUUAAACCUGUGUAACACAAGAUACAGCGUACGACUUCAUUGAUAAUUAUGACUAGCUAGUAAAUAGGUUUUUCCCUCCAGUAAUGCAUUAUGAUUUCUGAUUGGUGAUCU
This is a messenger RNA of Chenopodium quinoa (quinoa), 2136 nucleotides long. RefSeq names its product protein pleiotropic regulatory locus 1-like. Gene Ontology annotation, molecular function: protein binding. Gene Ontology annotation, cellular component: Prp19 complex; precatalytic spliceosome; catalytic step 2 spliceosome. The transcript has 16 exons. The record is from RefSeq and is a predicted model, not a curated record. Gene Ontology annotation, biological process: mRNA splicing, via spliceosome. NCBI's taxonomy places the organism in Eukaryota, Viridiplantae, Streptophyta, Magnoliopsida, Caryophyllales, Amaranthaceae. The coding region runs from base 16 to 1734 and encodes 572 amino acids.